This is a messenger RNA of Passer domesticus (house sparrow), 1869 nucleotides long. RefSeq names its product parvalbumin, thymic-like. Lineage: Eukaryota; Metazoa; Chordata; Aves; Passeriformes; Passeridae. Gene Ontology annotation, cellular component: cytoplasm. The record is from RefSeq and is a predicted model, not a curated record. Gene Ontology annotation, molecular function: calcium ion binding.
UUCUUUUUGUUUAGUGCUCCAAUGAUGAAACUCUAUCACAUAGGUAAGAUAACAAGUUAUCACUUUUAAACAGUUAUUAAAGACACCUCUUCAGAAGUUAUUGUGCUUCAUUUCAUGUGACUCCUCAGAUCAAGCAUAUCAGAUAGUGGGGGCUUUUGUCUUGCCUUACAUCACAUGGAGAAGCUGGUGUUUUCAGCUUAAAUCAGAGGAAAUUUGACAUGACUGUUCUUUUUGCCUAUCUGGCCACUUAUCUUGUUUCGUUUGCAAAUAUCAUAUGUAUUCUCUUGAGAUAAAAAUAGUGCAAGAUGAUUAGUUAGGCAAGUUCAUUUGACACCAUUCCCCCUUCGUGACGCUGAAAUCUAAAAUCUGUAUAUGGUAUACAACUUAAAGUAUAUAUAUAUGCAAGUUCAGCUCUGCUGGAGACACACUGCAAGUACCUUCCUCCCAACCGACUGCUUCCUUACCCAGUCAAGAAGACCACAAAGUUCAACAAUGGCCAUCACUGACAUCCUCUCUGCUAAAGAUAUUGAAUCUGCUCUCUCCAGCUGCCAGGCUGAUGAUUCCUUCAACUACAAGUCUUUCUUCUCCACGGUUGGUUUAUCCAGCAAAACUCCUGAUCAGAUAAAGAAAGUUUUUGGAAUCCUUGAUCAGGACAAGAGUGGUUUCAUUGAAGAAGAGGAGCUGCAGCUGUUCCUGAAGAAUUUCUCUUCAAAUGCCAGAGCCCUCACCUCGGCAGAGACCAAGGCUUUCCUGGCUGCAGGAGACACUGAUGGUGAUGGCAAAAUUGGAGUGGAAGAAUUCCAGUCUCUGGUGAAGGCAUAAACAGCAUGAGACCAAAGGCAACCUUGAACCUACUGUGCCAAUUACCUCGUCCAGCAAGCACUUCGCACUCAGCAUGUGUUUGUACAUUUUUAUAUUGUUUCAGGCAUUAGCAGUUCCCCACACAUGAAGUUCACACACCUGAUUGCUGAGAAACCUUGCAAUGUUUUGGUCACAUGGCAUUGUUACAUUUCCAUUGUAAAGAAGGCACUUUGUGAUUUUCCACCACUGACAAUGUUGAUAUUGUGGCUGGGAGAGGGGAGAAGACAAUUAAAAAAUCAAUUAAACAAAAAGACCCUUGGGAGAAAAAGCUGCUUUUAAUAAUUUUGUUUAGGUUCUCCAUCCUUAUACUUGAGCAUGCUGACUCACCAGACACAGUUUUGAUGAUGUUAAACCGUACCAUAUCUUCUCAGGCUUAAUUGUACUGAUUUAAUUGAGGUUUAUUUCUGAUUAAUUCUCUGAUACUUGAGAAAAAGCAAUGCUGAAAAGAUAGCUAAAAAUAAUUCCUAUUAAGUCUCAACCCUGAGAAUAUGAUAAAAAAAAUAAGACAUUUAAGAAGAGUUCACACCUAGCUCAAAGCACAGAAUAAGUUUGUGGGUAAUUUUCCAACAUAAAGUAGUAGACCACAGCGUAAUCGUAUCGCCAGAACGUGUUUAUGGCCUAAAAUGUGACUCUCCCUUAAGAAGAUUUAUCUUUCAUGAAAUCUAAGGCAGUUGUGAGAUACAGGAGAAGGGUCUAAUCCUACUCUGUCACUGUCACAAGUCAUGGUCCCCUGACAACCUGGGCCACAGGCCUGGAGGUUUUUCCAUGAAUCAUGCGCCUGUUGCUUAUUGUCUCUUAACAUGUACAAACCAAAAAUAUUUGCCACAUCUGUGAAUUUCUGUGUUUUUAACAGAUGAAACUACAGCCAAUCUUGCUGUUCGAUUACCCUAAAGCUCUUACAUUGUUAAAUAAUAACCAUUACUCAAGCUCUCAUUUAUUAUAUGAAUUAUUACCUAUAUGUUCCAUAAUAACAGCAGUUUUCUUCAGUCUGAAAACUAAGAACUACUC